Molecule: messenger RNA, 725 nt
Organism: Solanum tuberosum (potato)
Lineage: Eukaryota; Viridiplantae; Streptophyta; Magnoliopsida; Solanales; Solanaceae
Product: early nodulin-like protein 1
Exons: 2
Coding region: 1-588 (195 amino acids)
Cellular component (GO): plasma membrane
Molecular function (GO): electron transfer activity
Source: RefSeq, a predicted model, not a curated record
AUGGAUUCUCUUUCAUUUGUUGGCUUUUUCUUUGCGUUCUUUUUGAGUUUAAUAUGUUCGUCUCAAGGCUACACGUUCUAUGUUGGUGGUAAAGAAGGUUGGGUUUUAAAGCCGUCUGAAUUCUACGAUCAUUGGGCCAGAAGGAAUCGCUUUCAAGUCAAUGACACUAUUGUGUAUAUAAGUUUCGUUUUUUUGGGUGCAGUAUUCAAGUACAAGAAAGGGUCAGAUUCAGUUUUAGUGGUCCAUGACAAUGAUGACUAUUUAAAAUGUAACAAAACAAGCCCAAUCCAUCAUUUAAAAGAUAGCCAUUCUAGAUUGAAAUUUACAAGGAAUGGCCGAUUUUAUUUCAUCAGUGGAAAAGACGAUAACUGUGAGAAAGGCCAGAAGGUUCUAGUAGUUGUCAUGUCGCCGAAUCACCACAAAUCUCCAUCGCCGGCGAGUUCUCCGGUGACCACCCCGACUCCUCCACCGGAAUCUGCUUCACCAGCUCCAGCGCCGGCGGCAUCGGCGGCUGCAGUGGAUGUGAGCUCAUCAAAUGUUCUGUUUGGGGUUUUUAUCAGUUUGAUUGCGGCAGCUGUUUUUCUGUAAUUUGAUUAGUUUGCGUUAAUUUUGGUUUUAUUUAAUGUGUUUGGCUACUCUAAGUUCUAUAGUUGUUGUGUUAUGAUAAUUACUUUCAUUAAGAUAUAAUUCGUAGUUUUAUGGUUGAUUUUGUUUUUUUUGCUAAA